This is a messenger RNA of Entrophospora candida, 216 nucleotides long. The record is from the annotation of a GenBank genome assembly. Lineage: Eukaryota; Fungi; Glomeromycota; Glomeromycetes; Entrophosporales; Entrophosporaceae.
AAAAAUUCUGAAGAGUUAGAUGAGUGUUUCAAAACAUUAUAUGAUGUUGCUGAUGAUGUUGACUAUAUAGAUGCUAUUGCAAGGAUUUACAAUGAAGAACAGCACCACUACAAUGUAUUGAGCUUUGUGGAGAUUAGCCAAAAACCAUCAUUGCCUUCUACUCAAACUAAAGUUAAUAGUGUGAGUGAGCAAUCCAAGUUUAGUUUAUUAAUGUGA